UUACUCUUUAUUAAACUGAUAAUCAUCACGUGUGAACUUACAAAAUAAAUACAGGUAGUAUCGAUCAAGAUGAUCUAAACCAACAGACCUCAAGGUCAAUCAGCACAGACCAACAACAAGAAGCGUCUCUUUGCCUCCGGUACAGAACACAACACAAAGUGCCUAAACAGAAAACACAAAUCCGAGGAAGAUGUUCUGUCUGAAGAUUCACACAGUCGACAACCCCCAGCCCUUUUACACGACUCCUAACUCUUCAUCUCUUCAUUACAACCCCAUCAACGAACUCAGAGGCGUGGCCCAUCUCUUUCGUAAUCUUCAAUCCCUGUCUUCCUCUUCUUCUUCCUCCGUGGGCCCCACCUACACGCUUUCCAACCCCUCUGUCCGAAGCACUCUUCUUUUCGUGGCUGCUGUUCCUAAUUAUCUGUCUUUUGAUGAUUUCUUGAGCUUUUGUGAUCACCAUGUUAAUUACUUCUCCCAACUCAUCUUUCUCAGGAAUGAUGGGAUGGAGGAUCGGUAUAGUGUGGUGAUUAGGCUUGUUGAUCAGCUGAGUUCUGAUGGCUUUUAUUGUUGUUAUAAUGGAAAGCGAUUUCGACAAUCAGAGGGGGAAAUUUGUCACAUCUAUUUUAUGCAAGCAGUAGAGUAUACUGAGUUCGCUGAGAUUGCGAGUGAACCUCCUCCGGGUUUCGCUGAAUUGCCAACUUGUCCUAUUUGUCUAGAGAGAUUGGACCAAGACACAAGUGCAAUCCAGACCACACUUUGUGAUCACUCUUUUCGCUGCUCUUGUGUUUCCAAAUGGACCUACAUGUCUUGCCAGGUUUGUCGACUUUGUCAGCAUGAGGAAGAGAAACCAACAUGUGCAGUGUGUGGAACACUAGAAAUCCCCUGUGUUUGUCUCAUAUGUGGUUUUGUUGGAUGUGGAAGGUAUGAGAAAGGACAUGCUAUUAUGCAUUGGAAUGAUACGCAACAUGGGUAUUCACUUGAAUUAGAGAAGCAGCAGAUUUGGGAUUAUGUUGGUGACAAAUAUGUUCACCGGUUAAAUCAAUCAAAAAUUGGUAGCAAGCCGGUCAUGAGAAGUUAUAACAAUACAUCAGAAGAUGGAGGAUGUGCUACUUGUGUUUCUAACGAGGAAUAUUCAGAAAUUGGUGGUGCACUUUUUAGCAGCAAAGUUGAUGCGAUAGUUGAUGAGUAUAAUCAUCUUCUUGCAACUCAAAUGGAGACCCAAAGACAACACUAUGAAACUCUACUUAAUGAAGCAAAAGUUAAAAGAGAGGUAUCCAUAUCUAAAAGAAAAGAAAUGGCUGAUUAUGAGAUGCGGAAGCUUCAAGAUGAAAUAGAAGAAGCAGUUAAAGAAACAAAAGUUAUUGCUAGUAUGAAUGAAGAACUUGUGAAAGACCAGGAUAAUUUGAGGAAAAAACAUAUGGAUAUCGAGGAGAGUAUAAUUUCAACACGAAAACUGAACGCUGAAAAGAUUCUUGAUCUUGAAGAACAGAUUAGAGACCUAAAAGUGUACAUUGAAGCUCAAAGAACACUUGCUAGCAUGACAGACUCGGAUGGCAUUCGGGGUGGAACCCUCCUUCCGGUUCAAUCCAGCCAAUCUACUGGAAACAAUCCUAAGAGACGAACAAAAUCAGGUCGAAGGCGCAAUUAGUUGCAUAUAUCAUUUCUAUCUUGGCACUGAGCAAGUGAUGUAGGGAGUCGUUACAUUGCUAUCGAACAUGGAACAAACAUUAUCUGGCUACAAUCAUGAAAAUUCCAACAAGUAUGGUUCUUAUUGAUACUUAGAUUCUUGUAAAUCAUACAACUAUCAUACAACCACAUAUCCUUGAGGGGCGAGGCUGCAUUUUCCGUGUCAAAUGGACAUGACAAGACAGACCUAUAAUUUCAUUGUGAUGUGGCUAUAUAUGAUAUUGGUUUGUUGGACAAAACAAACCUAUAGUUGAUUGUUGCUAAUAUAUUUUGCGGUCCAUAUCUA
Daucus carota subsp. sativus is the source of this 1972-nucleotide messenger RNA. Its product is annotated as BRAP2 RING ZnF UBP domain-containing protein 1. NCBI's taxonomy places the organism in Eukaryota, Viridiplantae, Streptophyta, Magnoliopsida, Apiales, Apiaceae. Gene Ontology annotation, cellular component: cytoplasm. The transcript is spliced from 11 exons. Gene Ontology annotation, biological process: protein ubiquitination; Ras protein signal transduction. The record is from RefSeq and is a predicted model, not a curated record. Gene Ontology annotation, molecular function: ubiquitin protein ligase activity; zinc ion binding. The coding region runs from base 191 to 1648 and encodes 485 amino acids.